AUGAUCACGGUCACAGCUACGGGAGCUACCAUCACGGUAUGCUCCAACUGCAAACACGAGGGGCAUGGAGCCAACCAGGUUAACUGCCCUGCGUUCCUGAAACAGCUGACCAUCAGAGAGCGAUUCCUGCUGGACCACCAGGCUAAGGCCAAGGAAAGAUCAGAAGCUGCGCGGGUCAGGAAGGAGACUACCUUCUCGCAAGCUCUGAGAAGCAACAAGGAGUUGCCGCAUCUGGGAGCCUCGAGCACUUCGAUCACCACUGAUGAAGAGCUCGGCCCCACGCGUCCGUCACCACCAAGGCAGACAGCACUAACUGCGUCCACGGACCAGCCGAACAUCCUGCUGGCCAUCUUCCAACGCAUGGACUAUGUGGUAGCUGAAGUAAACAACAUGAGAACCGAAAUGAAAAGCCUGAAGACAGAACUACUCACAAUCAAUAGAGCCAAAACUGCAACCACUGUUAAUGGAUAG
Molecule: messenger RNA, 471 nt
Organism: Parnassius apollo (apollo)
Lineage: Eukaryota; Metazoa; Arthropoda; Insecta; Lepidoptera; Papilionidae
Source: the annotation of a GenBank genome assembly